UCCACAGUCGACUUCAGUUGGUUUCAGACCGACGAAGGAAGGUCGUCGCGUGCGCGUUACGGGCGGUGUGUUUGUGCGUCGCGUCACCUUCAUGUCUCGGCCGCGUUAUCGUCACCGUUGUCAUCUCGAUUCGCGAGGUAUCGUCCGAUAAGACGAAGGAGUGCGUAAAAAAGAACAGAGAAAAAAAGAAUCGCGAGAGAACACGCUUUCGGCCGCGACGCCGAAUUCUCCGGUCGCGCCCCGGUACCCUCUCACGCUCAAUAAUGAGGGACAUGGCAGGUAAGAUCGCCGAGUUGAAGUUCGAGGCACCUCUCGCGCGCUUCGAGGAGGAGGACACCGCCAGUCUGAAGAACAUGAACCUUUUGACAGAGCAAUUAUUGGACGCCAGUCUGGACGCGAGUUUCGGCGAGAAUUGCAACGCGAAUGAACCACCUACGACACACGAAAAUGGCACUGACAUCCUUCAGGAGGGAACGUUCAGCCCGUUCAGCGGCAGUCUCGAGGAUCUCGUCAACACCUUCGACGAGAAGAUCACGUCUUGCUUCCGCGAUUAUGGCACCGACGUGGAAUCGCUAGCACCAGUGCAGGUGCGAACGCAGGAGGAGAUCAUGAACGAGUGCCAGAUGUGGUGGACGAUCACAGGAACUUUUGGAAAUAUAUUGCCGAUCGACUGGAGCAAAUCCUACGCGAGGAAAAUGCAUAUGCCUGCGUUGAAUCUGAAUGAAGCUCCCGCUUCGACAGAAAGACCGGAACUAGAGGAUUUAAGUAGCGAAGACGAGGCGGUUGCGACAGAUUUGGACAUGCAUGCUUUAAUCUUAUCCAGCAGUACUGAUACUCAUAGUCCGGAGGAGCCACUCAAGACCGCCGAGGAAGUUCUUCGUGAAAUAGAUGACAUAAUGCAGGAAAGUCCAUCAAUGGAAAGAUCGCCGGAUUCCGAGGAUUCCAUGUUAGAUAGCGACGAAGCUUUGGAAAGAAGUAGAGAAGUACUUGGAUCACCGCUUCAUGAAAAGAAAUUAAAGCAACUCUCCUCCAGUCAACUGACUGAACUUUUCGGGGAGAUGGAAUCCUUGGUUGCGGCCUUGAGCGAAACUCUGAUCGCCGAGCUUGCACUUAGAGAUGAAUUAGAGUACGAGAAGGAACUUAAGAACCAGUUCAUCUCUUUACUGUUGGCAGUGCAAAAUCGACGUAGGCAGCAUCACGUUACGAAGAAGCGAAAUCAAAUGCAGAAUGGUACUAGUCCGUUACCACAACAUAGGUCUUUGCAAGAGCCAAAGUACCUGACGACUGUUAUUCCAUAUCAUACAGACAGCGGUCCGCCAGACAAUCAAGCUUUGCAAGUACUUAUUAAAAUACUAAAGGCCAUUAGCGAGGAUAGUCCAACAGUACCCACCUUGCUAACGGAUUAUAUACUCAAAGUGUUAUGUCCGACUUAAGGAAGGAUAUAUCGAAAAAAAACGUGAAACGUCAGCAAAAUACCACGUGCUCUCUUCUUCUUGCCAGUACGCUUUCUGCCGUCAUUGUGCCGCAUGUGUAAUUAGCUUAUAAGUUGUAUCUCGGUCACACUCGAUUAUUGUAUUGGCUGCAGAAGUAGAUAAAGUCUCCGAUAUUCUAUCUAGUCUUAAUUUAUACAUUACGAUAUGUACAUUACUUGCUUAAGGUAUCGUAAGUAUAUUUUUAAUAACUCGCGUGUAAUACACAUGUGUUAUUGACUCGCAUAAAUCGUACAUUAUUCUUACGGUUUUCAUAUUUAUAUUGUACCAUGAUUCACAUAUAAAUUCAGUUUUGUAUUUUUUUUUCUUGUACAUAAGAAUCUCAAAGAGAGGCUUUCUUAUAUGCAGAGCCAUCGCAAAGGCAGCACAGAGCUCCUUAUUUAGGGUCUUACGAAUUGCUACUUGUGUAGAUCAGUUUCUACUUAAGAAAUUCGAAUGUGUAUAUUGUUGUAAUAGCUCUAGUAUAGCUUAUAUAGAGAUACUCUUCAUUCACCGAUGUCACGCGCAAAAAAGGAUAUUAAAAUCUUACAGUCAGUUAAAUUAUUCGCGCCCUCACCAUACGAUAAUGUAAUUGUUCUCACGCAACAUGCAAAAGCUCGAGACACUUGUGUUCGUUAAAGCGAAAAAUAAAUUCCACAAAUUCUCACUACUCUCGAA
Molecule: messenger RNA, 2147 nt
Organism: Nylanderia fulva
Lineage: Eukaryota; Metazoa; Arthropoda; Insecta; Hymenoptera; Formicidae
Gene: Unc-76
Product: fasciculation and elongation protein Unc-76
Cellular component (GO): cytoplasm; axon
Source: RefSeq, a predicted model, not a curated record